Molecule: messenger RNA, 9189 nt
Organism: Pseudomyrmex gracilis
Lineage: Eukaryota; Metazoa; Arthropoda; Insecta; Hymenoptera; Formicidae
Gene: GABA-B-R3
Product: gamma-aminobutyric acid type B receptor subunit 1
Exons: 20
Coding region: 1185-6860 (1891 amino acids)
Biological process (GO): gamma-aminobutyric acid signaling pathway; G protein-coupled receptor signaling pathway
Cellular component (GO): membrane; G protein-coupled receptor heterodimeric complex
Molecular function (GO): G protein-coupled GABA receptor activity
Source: RefSeq, a predicted model, not a curated record
ACGCGACGCGGUUGCUCUUUUGCGGCGUAUGAUCGCUCGGAUGCAGAUAGAAAGGGCGGCAGAAACGUCCGCGCGAACGUCUCCUCGAAGAGUAAUAAGGAAAUCACACAAUCGGCCAAAACCGCGCAUCGUGUCGAUCUCGCGCUUCCACACUUCUUGCGUCGCGUUGUCGAAAAAAAACAAACAAAAUCACCGACGCACAGGCAGCAAUUUCGAAACGUGUCAUGUUUGAAACAAGCUCCAGGGACACGAUGCAUCGUUCCAUUAAUUUACCCGCCAAAUUGAGCGCAGGGAAUUGCGACUCUGUACUAACUUUUCCGAAAAUAGUACAGCCAGUGCAGUGCGAGUCGCGUCGGUACUGAGAGAGAGAGAGAGAGAGAGAGAGAGAGGAUCAUUUACUUCGCUCCGCGCGACUUCACUUAACGAAUUGAGUAACGCGCGAGACUCGAUUACGAGGAUUCGAAAACGUCGAAAAACGUCGUUCUUCGUCUUUUUCCAAAAUUUUAACGCGAAUAUCAAUUACGGUUCCCGCGUAGAGUAACGGAUUUUAUCUCUUCAAAAAGCGCUUGUCAAACGAUGUUGUGUCAUCGCAACACAAUCGUGUGCUGAUUACGUUUUAAUCAAGACUGUUUUGAUCGAGUAAUCUUGGUGUCCCGGAGUGCGUCAGAGAAACGUCUAGUUAUUGCGAGAUACCGGUCGAUGAAUGGCGAUAUAAUCCCGAAUUACCGCCACCGCGAAACAGAGUUGAAGAGGGUGAUCCUCUCCGGAUCAAAGGGCUAAAUCCUCGAUUGAGUAUUCCCGUCCGAUGUGUAAAUUGGAUGUGUCGUGCGAUACAUAAAUCGGGGCGCGCUGUGAUAAAGAGCCUGCGGUGACACUUUGCCGAAGCCGGGGACGGACGUCGAGAUAAAUGGCAAUAAAUUGUCACCCCGUCCGACGUUAAUUAAGCCGCGAGGAGCGGAAGAGACGUUGCCUCCCAGAGCGGAAAGCGAAUCGACGCGUCGCAUACUUACGCAAAAGAAAAAAAAAAGAUUUCGAGCGAAGGAACGACAGAAGCGACAGAAUCAAUUCCCGGUGUGACUGUGCGGCCGCGGAAGAAAUGUGGCCCGGAGAGGAAUGCUGCACAACUUUACGAUGAGGAGAAACCGGAAGAGCGCCUCGAGUCGUCAGAGAAUCGACGACUGAUUAUGACGCGCGUCCGCGCACGGCGGAAUCUCUCUCGUCUCCUCCUGUUAUUCUCUUCCUCUGAAGCCCUCUACGCUCGCCAUCGCCUGACCCUCUUCCUUCUCGGCCUCGCUUUUCUCGGUAAGUCCGUCUCGUGCGACGCGAGGACGAGGUCCCAGAGCGAUUUCCCUCAUAACAUCGGGGCAAAAAGAUAUUCGGAGCGAGGAGACCUCGACGUUACCGAAGUGACCCAGGAAUGGAUUCAACGCGAAAACGUAGCUUCGAGCAUGGCUGGUCAAAGUGCUAGCGACGUGGCCACCAGUCAUCAUCAGUCCGGUAAUUCCCUCGCAAAUCAGCGAAAUCCCAAUGAAACCGAUCCGACGGAGAUAAAACGAACUUACUUUGACGACGGCAAUCUUACCGCGAGCAUUACUAACGAUCUGCGCGGAGAUCAUCAAGUGCAUCCUCCGUCCGUUAGACGAAAACCUCGAUUUGGCGAUUUCGCGAGAAAUAAAAUAGUCGACAACAGAAAAGUCGUUUUUCGAAACAUGAGGCAGGGUGAGGAAAGGGCACGAAGAAAGUGGUCGGAUAAUUACCUAGUCAGAGAACAACGUGGUGCGAAACUUGCGCCUAAAUUUAUCCCUCAUCACUCUGUGAAUAGAGCCAUGAGCGAAGUCGAACUUGGAAGCGAGCGAGAUAAGGACGCGAGUUUGAUUAUUUUGAAGGAAGCUCAUCAAAGCGAGAUCAGUUUGUCCAAGAGUUUUGAUCGCAAUGACGGCACGUCAGAGGUUGCGUUAAUCAAAGCUCCAAUCGAUCAGUCACCGGGUUCGCGCGAGUCUUUGAAUGCUAAUCAUCUCGCGCAGCUGGCGGGAAGUCGACAAGAUCGCAAUGAGGGUAGUUUCGAAGGAGCGAGACGAAGGGCAGAGCUAAAUACCGAUAAUGUAUUCGACGUUAAUCGUGCGACCGAACGCGAUUAUUCGGCUCGGCGAAAUUCGCGCGGGAACGAGGAAGCGAGUCGACGAUCGAACGAGCGCAACGAUGUUAACGUUGCGGCGACGCGUCGCGACGAUCUAACGGCGGAGAAUCGCGGCACUCGCGGCACCGAUGUCGUCGAUUUCGAAGCCACGACGCAAACUCAUUUUGACGGCCGCAAUAGCUACGCGUCUGAUAAGCGGAAUGGCAAGCGCGGAUCUCGAAGCACGUUCACCGAUUAUCCGAACAGGAACGACAACUUUGACUACGUUAAUGAGUCCGCGAACUCGAGCGCCGACGACGUCGAUACAAUCGCGGUUGAUACGAUUGCCGAUGACAUCGACGUCAGCACCGCUUUGACCGCGGACCAUCAAAUCGAGAACGGGAUUGCGGAAGUCGGGACCGAGUUUAACUUAGAUUACCUCGAUUUCAAUUUCUCGAAUAUCGGUGGAACGGAAAAUCACACUGCGAACUGUCGCAACGGUGUGUGCCUUCCCGAUUUGAAUAGCGGCGACGACGUGCCGACAACCAAAACGAACAAGUUCGAUCGAGAGAAUGGACCGAACGACAAUCGGGAUGAGCGCGCGGAACAUCAUCACGUGCAAGUGAGCGACGACGACGACGACGACAUGUCGGCGACGCCUGGCAACGACAGCGACAUCGAUACCGACAGCGAAACGCCUUUCACGGGCUUCGAGGGUUCUCAGAAGUUCCCGGUAAAAAUCAAUCAAAAGCCGGUGAUGCCGCAAGUCGAAAAGUUCGACAGGCGGCACUUCGGACCGCAUAAAGAGGACGUGCUCGAGGAAGCUUCUACGUGGCAUCCGAGUACCGCGCUUCCGGAUCUGCCCAAGAGUCCCGGCCGGGACGUGCUUCAUCGCCAUCGCAAGACGAGCGAGGACGUAACCGCGACGAACGACGGGGACGAGGGAACGAUCGAGGAAGACGAGAAACGAAACGAUACCUUUGACGAGUCUUGGCUACCGGGCAUGUCGUCGGGCAGACGUUCGCCGAAUUUCCCGGGCGUUAAAUCGAACCUUGACGAGAAACUUGCGACGGUAACCACGGAUAUAAUCGUCGGUGAUCUCGCAAACGCGACACACGACGUGGAUUCCGACGUGGAUAUUGGCGUAACGGUGUCGAGUGCAAAAUCGAUGGAGAAGAUAAACAUAACCAUACUGGGUCUCUUUGAGAUGACACGCGGGACGAAGGUGAGGCCGGAGGGAUCCAGCGAGCUCGAGGCGGCCAAAUUGGCGGUCGACCGUGUCAACGAGUCGGACAUCUUAAAGCGCUUUCGUCUCCGGCUUAUUUACAAUGAUACCAAGUGCGAUUCCGGAGUGGCCGUGGACAGAUUCUUUCACGCCCUUUACGCGCCGAAGAAGAAGCAUCUGAUGCCGUUUCUUCUCGGCACCGCUUGUUCCGAGGUUACCGAGACACUGGCCAAGAUUGUGCCCUAUUGGAACGUGAUUCAAGUAUCGUUCGGCUCGACGGCACCGGCCCUCUCGGAUUCCAACGAGUUUCCCUUGUUCCUGCGAACCGUCGCGCCGGAUUCGAGUCACAAUCCGGCGAGGAUAGCAUUGAUCAAACACUUCGGAUGGGACACCGUCACGGCGCUCUCGCAAACGGGCGACAUGUACUCUUUGGCGGUAAACGAUUUGGUCCAGGAACUGGAACAGGCGAAUAUCACGUGCACCGCCACCAUCACGUUCGCCGAGAACGAUUACAAGGAACAACUGCGAACUUUGAAGGACCUGGACACCAGGAUUAUCAUCGGAAGUUUCUCUCCGCAAUUGGCGCGUCGUGUUUUCUGCGAGGCCUGGAAGCUCGGAAUGCACGGCGGUGAUUACGCGUGGAUUUUGCCGGGUGACACCGACCCGUUGGAGAUGAUAAGCGACCGGCAUGCCGACAUCGAAGAAUGCUCGUCUUCUCAGCUGACGCAGACUCUGGAUGGCUUAAUCAUUGUCAAGAGCCACGACUCGGUCGUCGGGAACGUGAUGAGUGACACGGGUUUGUCCAGCGAGAAAUUCAGGACGGAACUGGCUAAUAGAGGCGUCGCGCACUCGAAAUUCGCGGGGCAAACAUACGACGCCGUGUGGGCGAUGGCGUUCGCCCUCGCCAGAACCGAGGUCUUCCUGAAUCGGCAGAACGAGAGCAUGGCGAACUACAAGCACACGAGACGGGACUUCACCUAUCGUCUGUUGGAGCAGCUUAAGCUGCUGCACUUUGUCGGAGUUUCGGGACCGGUUUCUUUCGACGAUGCCGAUCGCGUUGGAAUCACGGCGUUUUACCAGAUGCACGGAUCGAUUAUCAGAAGAAUAGCCAUCUACACCCCCGAAGAUGGAAAACUGUUAAUGAACUGUCCGGGAUGCGAGGCUACAAGAUGGCCCGGAGGCCAAGUGCCAGCGGCUCGCAGAGUCUUCCGAUUACGAAUGGUAACGGUGGCGCCCGCCGCGUUCCUCGUUAUUACCUGCAUAGCCAGCGUCGGCGUUACCCUGGCUCUUGCUUUCCUGGCUUUCAAUCUUCAUUUUCGCAAGCACAAAAGCAUAAAACUUUCAAGCCCGCGGCUGAAUAAUAUGGCGGCCGUUGGUUGUGGUCUCGUCUACGGGGCUGUUAUACUUUUGGGGCUGGACGACGCUACGUUACCUGACAGCGAUGGUUAUUAUCCAACGGUGUGCAAGGCGCGAGUAUAUCUGUUAUCGGCCGGCUUCUCUCUGGCUUUCGGUUCCAUGUUCACGAAGACUUAUCGCGUACACAGGAUCUUCACCAGAAGCCGCAGCGGGGUUGUGAAGAACAAGCUGCUGCAGGACACUCCGCUGAUAUUUCUGAUCUGCAUGCUGCUGGUGAUCGACGUAAUCGUGGUGACUCUGUGGGUGAUUUUGGACCCGAUGCAGCGUCACCUGCAGAACCUGACACUGGAGAUCAGUCCUCAAGAUCGCGGGGUCGUCUAUCAGCCUCAGGUGGAGGUGUGCCGCUCGCAGCACACCAACGGCUGGCUAAGCGCUCUCUACGUUUACAAAGGUUUACUGCUGGUAGUCGGGGUCUACAUGGCUUGGGAAACGAGACACGUAAAGAUCCCGGCGCUGAACGACUCGCAAUACAUCGGCAUGAGCGUGUACUUCGUGGUGAUCACAUCAGGCAUCGUCGUGGUGCUGGCCAAUCUGAUGCCCGAUCGCGCGACCCUGGCCUUCGUCACCAUCACUGCCCUGAUUCUGGCCUCGACGACGGCAACUCUGGCGUUGCUCUUCCUGCCGCAACUGGCGAACAUCCUCGCGGGCGAGAGAGACGAUCCGGUUGUGCAGAGCCUCGGUUUGAAGAUCGAAUGCAACACACGCAGAUUCGUCACCGACGACAGAAGAGAGCUGCAGUAUCGCGUGGAGGUGCAAAAUCGGGUUUAUCGUCGUGAGAUGGCACAGCUGGAACUUGAACUGGCCAGAUUGGAGAAACAACUGGCGCAAGAAAUGGAAAAACCGUCGCGCGCCUCAUCAAACACUUCGAUUCCGCAACGAAAUCCAAGUAUCGGGGGCGGUCUGCCUCUGUUAUUGCUCAGUGUCCUGCCACCGGUUAUUCCCCGUGCCAGCUGGCCCUCCGCAGACUCGUCCGGCAUCCGUCGCGGCACCGUAGCAUUUAGCAGUCAGCCGGAUUUGGACCCGGACGAUCCCAGGCAGAGUCUGGCCGAUCUCUACAAGCUUCACCGUCGCCGGGAGACCGAGGGACCGAAUCGCCUCGGCGUUUUUCAACGACUCUUCAGUCUCUUCGGCAGCAGGCCGAGUAGCAGAAAAACCUCAGCCGCGUCGUUCACCGGGGUAGCAUCGGCACUUCGAGUCCAUAUGGGUUACAUCGCCGGUUUAGUGCCCGGCACUACGAAGGCUGCCUCUACUUGCCAGGUAGACGCCGAAGGCACUCGCUCGCCUCAUACGCGAUGUGGUUCAGGGCCAAUAAUUAGUAUUACUAGCGACGAGGAUCGUAGAUUGAGCCUGGGGCUACGUCGCAAGGAAAGUAGCGAGCCUAGAGUAAAUUUCAGCUUACCGCCACAAGCAAGCACGAGUCAGUCAUCAUCUCGAGAGAAAAUACGCGGCUCGCCCCGAUUCCCACAUCGGAUAGUCCCGGCGAACAGUUUGAACGCCAUCGCGCAGGGCGCAUCGAUCUCGAGACCGCAUCGUUGGCACUCGAUGGAAGACGCGACGAAAUCGAAGACGAUUCAAACAACGUUGUCCCGCGGCUCGUGCAGUCCCAACUCCGAGAUAUGGACCGCGAGCGAGAUCGGCGGCGAGGUUCCUCCGAGAAAAGCGGCCGGGAUAGAAAAUAUCGCCGGAGAUAGAAAACCGCCGGAUUACUUGGGUCUGAACAACAUCAACGCGGAGUCAAAGACGUGCACGAUCGACACAAAACUCGGCAGGGAUCUGAGAAAGCUGUUUCGGGAGAACGACAGCCAGGACGUAGCAGUCAGCUCGGCCGAGUGCGAGCAAAAGACGACCCGAUCGAGUUCGUCAUCCUCCUCGUCCCUCAAGUUAAUCGCCGCCGCGAGCGAAUCCGCCGCGGCUUCAAAGAACGAUUCCACCCCAGAGAUUCGGCACGACACCGUUUCGAACUCUUGCCAGGAAGGACCGAAGUCUCGUAUAUCGAGCCCGGUGAUCUCGGUGAUCGAUACGGAUAACCCAGGGGAAGAAUCAAACGCAGACGCCGCGGAUACUUCUUUCUGCGAGGAGAGAAAACCGACUCCUAUCGCGUAAUACGUGUGUGUGUGUGUGUGUACGUAUGAGUACGUAUGUGGCACGUGAUUGCAACAGAUGUGUUUGAGUGAUACAACUUUACAAGAGAGAAAAAAAGAGAGAGAGAGAGAGAGACAGACAGACGAUUUAUCAGAGAGAACUUCCAAAACUACGUUGAAUUUUUUUUGUCGUGUUUCACUCGCAAUGUAUCAUUUAACGUUUUGGUGUCUUCUCGGAGGUGUGAGAUAGCGAAUCAUUUAUCGAAAUUUGUAACUAUCGCAUUUACUUAGACAAUCCAUAAAAAUUAAAUAAAUAAAUAAAUAAAUAAAAACGAAUCAAUUUAGAUGUUUCGUGUAUAUUAGAAAAUUGGAUUGGAUCGUGUGCUGCGCGAGAUUACCAAUAAUAAAGUAUUUUAGAAGUGCAGUUAAGUUGGACUUGUUGCGAUUUUCGCAACGAUCCAUACGCACGUAUAUACGACGCAUGAAAAUGUGUAUAGUGUUUUAUUAGAUAUAUAUUUCCAAAUUAAUAAUCUCCCCAAAACCUGAUUAGAUCUUCGAACGAUAGUAAAAUUUGUCAUUCAGAGAUAAAUAGUGAAAAUGUUGUUUAAUAGUAAUCGAUGUUAUAUAAUUGGUUAUUAUCCCCCGUUAAAUUGUAAUUGAACGAAAAAUCGGAGACUCUCUGAAGUGGAACGUUUACGAAAUCGACGUUUUGUGAAUUUAUUGAUCACCAAAAAGAGGAAAAGCGUGUACACGCGGAAAUUAACUUGUUUGUUGUGUCCGAAUCAAUAAAUAAAAUAGUGUGUUACACGUGACUGUAUUACGAAGACCACAUGCUGUGUGAAUAGAAUAAUAGUUUCUCGUUCGUUGUGUCCAAAUGCGCGGAUCGCGAACAAAUUGCAUUGUAAUCUCUCAAUCAUGUGUGUUCGCUAGCAAUUGUGCCAAAACAUCAAAACCGUAAGAGUAUGGGACGUUCGUCUUGGAGGGAUCGUAUAAAAGGGACCAACACUUGCAACAUCCGUUUAAUUAAGUACGUCCUUUUUUAAGACAAACUAAAUAUUCUUACGGAGAACUCUCUACAAUCAACAAAAAGUGUUCAGUGCCCCCCUUAAAAAAAAAACCACUCUAGAGUACCUGCGCUCACACGUGCAAUGAAAAUAUUUCUCCGCAAAUCGAAGCAAAGUGAUUUAAAAUAAGAAUAUCACGUUGUAAAACGUAAAACAUGUUAAAACGUACUUUUCAAGCCACCGAAUUAACAUAAUUGUACGUAUAUAAAUAAAAACUAUGUAGGUAAGUGAUAUAUAUACAUAUACGUAUAUAUAUACAUAUACAUAUAUAUGUAUAUAUAUAUAUACAUAUAUAAGUACGUAUCCUUGCAAAGAGAUUUUCUUUCGAAAUCUUGCUAUCCGUAUUUCGUAACUCGGAUAUCUCGAUGUGUCAAUCAUUAAAACUUUACGAUUAAGCAAUAAUCAGCGUUGUCUAUGCAAAUAAGAACAAUGUAAUAAAGAACUAUAUUCUAUCCAUCUUACUAUAUCCAGAAUUAUCUCUAUCCAUCCCACAUCCAAGUCGUCAAUACGCGAAACAAGAUUAACGUGAAAAAUAUUCAUAUAGCCCUGAUGUAAGAAUAUUUUAUUCUCUUCUACAUCAGUAGACCGACAAGAGAUUACGCGAUUAUUUGUAGAAUAUGUGUACAUAUAAAAACACAUUUAAAUCUGUAAAACAAGUCAAUUAUUUAUAUCUUAGAGCUACUUUUAUAAAGAAACAAAAUCUACGUCUCUUUUGCCUAAUAUUUUGCUUACAAUAAUUCUUAUAAAUUUGUUUCAUGAGAAAAAUAAUCCCGAGAUAUUUGAUAGAAAAAUAUUUUAAAAAAACGGCAACUAAGAGAGAAACACAGAAACAAUUUUCUUUAAAAUCAGUCUUAAAAUUUUCAGUCGUUAAUAAUUUAUAUCACACAAUCGCUCGACAUGCAAUAUUACUUAUUUGCGACCAACUGAAUGCUUUCUAAGAAAAAUAUUCAGGAGCAAAUAAAAUCAUAAUCGACAUUAUUUUUUCUCAUAAAACAUUAUUAUAUACAAUAAUAUAUUGUACAUUCGUUUAUAAACUUGUUUACUGUUAUAUCAAAGACGUGUUGAUUUAAUCAUGUUUUUGUUAAAAAGAGUUUUAAAUCAAUACGCGCUUUUUCUUAUAAUCGACGCUAGCUAUUUUUUUAUAUAUCUAGACAUAACACGUUUGUAUUCAGAAUAUAUAACAUCUCAUAUAUACAUUAUGCACAUUUAUAUGAUAUGUGUGUAUGAGUGCGUGUGUAUGUGUGUGUGUGUGUGUACGUGUGUCUGUGUCUGUGUGUAUUAAAUAUA